UGUGUAUGCAAACAAACACUGCAGUGACUUGGUCAAGUCUAUGUUUUUUUCAUGGAUGUAAUAUGGUGCUUUAUAUUUCUAUUGGUCUAAAUGUGAUUGAUAGACAGCUGGAGGGAGGGCUCUGACUAUAAAACCCGAACCUAGGAAGCAAGGGUCUUUAAACCAGUUUGUCUAGCCGCUUGGGGGUACGCCAUUGUUCUAGCUUGGUACGGAUCACUUGACCGAUAUUGAAAUAGUUACGACACAACGUUUCAAAAGUAUGAUGAGGUGAUUGUGUUGCAAGGCUGUUUGUAGACACAGCUAGUGAAUUCAUAUGUGAGGUGAUUGUGUACGGUUUUUCGCGAGAGAGACUUUGGUGGUGUUAACUUGACUUUUCGUCAACGGGAUUUUGUUAUCGUCGGAAGAACUUGAUCAUCAGUAAACAAUUUUCAACAGAACGGUGAAGUUGCCUUUUGGUCCGUUGAUGAAGCUUGUAAAGUAUCAAUAGACUUGACUUGGUCAUCAUCCUAGAAAGUCUAGUAGUCGUCUGAUCAAUUUCUAUCAACGAACUGUUUUGCGAGCAAGGUACAACUUUGCUUGAACUUUCUUUCUGAACUUUGUGGAGACAGUUCUUUGAGAAUAAUGCCUGCAUUUGCUGAGGGAGAUGGUUCGGUUGGGAGUAAAGACGUUUCCGUGCGAAAAAAGGAGAUUAAUAGCAGUUGGGACAUGAUGGCAAAUAACAACACAAUGCCCUCCAUUGCGGAGUUCUUUGCUGACAAGUCCAUCUUCGUCACGGGAGCUACCGGUUUUAUCGGGAAAGUCUUGGUUGAGAAGCUUCUUAGAUCUUGCCCAGCGGUGAAAGAAAUCUUCCUCCUGGUCCGGCCGAAGGCGGGGCAGGCUGCUAAAUCAAGAAUUGAAGAUAUCACUUCUUGCAAGAUGUUCGACAAAUUGAAAAAUGAACAGCCGGACAGCUUGAAAAAGCUGGUGGUUGUAGAGGGCGACAUUCAGGAGCCGAAUCUCGGUAUUUCAGAGGAGGAUACUGCAAGACUUCAUAAUGAAGUAUCUGUCGUAUAUCACAGCGCCGCAACCGUCAAAUUUGAUGAAAAACUAAGCCUUGCUUUGAAAUUGAACGUUGGUUCUGUUCAGAAGAUGGUUGCGCUUUGUCACGGCAUGAAGAAACUUGAGGUUUUGGUCCAUGUGUCCACGGCCUACGCAAACUGUGACCGAAAGCACAUAGAAGAGGUAGUCUACCCACCACCUAUGGACCCCUAUAAACUCAUGAACACAACUGAAUGGAUGAGUGAAGAAAUGAUCACAUCUAUUACAACUAAGAUCAUAGGGAACCGACCCAACACGUACACCUUCACCAAGGCACUAGCUGAGUAUGUCUUGAUGCAAGAAGGUGAGGGCCUACCCUUCUGCAUCGUCAGACCGUCCAUCGUCGGAGCUGCCUGGAAAGAACCACUGCCGGGAUGGAUAGACAACUUUAAUGGACCAAGCGGUCUCUUCAUUGCAACUGGGAUUGGAAUGCUCCGAUCCAUGUUAGGUAACAUAGACGGUCUUGCGGACAUCUCCCCAGUAGAUUACGUCUGCAACCUGCUUAUCGCUGCGUCUUGGCAUACAGGAGUACACAGACCAGCUUCACCUCCGAUCUACAACUGCGUAACGAGUACAACCAACCCCUCAAGAUGGAACGUCGUAGAGGAUAUUGCUGAAUACUACACAAAAACACCCCUUGAGAUGACAGUGAGACGACCCAGUGCCUUCUUCACACAGAACCCAUUCAUCUACAAUUACGCACAAACGGUCGGUGCGAAGAUUCCAAGUUAUUUCAUUGACAUGCUUCUUCAGCUGAAAGGAAAGAAGCCCAGGAUGGUGAAAAUGUGCAACAGAAUCUACAAGAGUGUGGAUACAUUGAAGUAUUUCACAUUCAAUCACUGGGAAUGGAGUAAUCACAAUUUGGAAGCUUUGCAAGCUGUUAUGUCAGAGGAGGACAAGAAGGUGUUUUACACCGAUGUUCGUCCUCUAGACUGGCAGAGCUAUAUUGAGGCGUAUUGCGUUGGGACAAAGCAGUACGUGCUCAAAGAAGACCUAAACUCCAUACACAUUGCAAGACGACACAUCAGAAUGCUUCGCAAUCUUCGUUGGAUGUUCAACACCGUCUUGUUGGUCGUCUUCUGGCGAGUUCUCAUCGCUCGAUCACAAAUUGCUCGUAACCUCUGGUAUUUUGUCUUAAACCUCUUCUUCAAGUUCCUCCGGUAUUGUCGCGCCACAAGCUCCACCCAAUAGAAAAAUUGCCACGCCCUUUCAACAUUUAUAUUUACCCCCUCGCAUGCUUUUGCGGUCAAGUGGUUGAACUACAGGACUUGAAAUCACAAAGUUGUGGGUUUGAAUCCAACCAAGCUCACGGCUGAUUUCACACGGCGUCUUGUUACUAAAUCAAAAUUAAUUGAUUUGUGCAAUUCACAAUCGUAAAUGUGAGACCAAUGUUUGUAUGGGAAAGUUGGGCUG
This is a messenger RNA of Asterias rubens (European starfish), 2490 nucleotides long. RefSeq names its product fatty acyl-CoA reductase 1-like. Gene Ontology annotation, biological process: long-chain fatty-acyl-CoA metabolic process. Gene Ontology annotation, cellular component: peroxisome. Gene Ontology annotation, molecular function: alcohol-forming very long-chain fatty acyl-CoA reductase (NADP+) activity. The coding region runs from base 622 to 2268 and encodes 548 amino acids. NCBI's taxonomy places the organism in Eukaryota, Metazoa, Echinodermata, Asteroidea, Forcipulatida, Asteriidae. The transcript is spliced from 14 exons. The record is from RefSeq and is a predicted model, not a curated record.